Messenger RNA from Halichondria panicea, 1203 nucleotides. RefSeq names its product gamma-glutamyl hydrolase-like. Gene Ontology annotation, biological process: tetrahydrofolylpolyglutamate metabolic process. The record is from RefSeq and is a predicted model, not a curated record. NCBI's taxonomy places the organism in Eukaryota, Metazoa, Porifera, Demospongiae, Suberitida, Halichondriidae. Gene Ontology annotation, molecular function: gamma-glutamyl-peptidase activity. Bases 116 to 1069 code for a protein of 317 amino acids. Gene Ontology annotation, cellular component: vacuole. The transcript is spliced from 8 exons.
UUCGGUAAAGAUCGCCACCAGACUUUAGCUUUUUAACUUGGCAAGCAAAGAAAGUGAGCAAGAAACACGAAGGUCUGUCUAGAGCUACAAAUUUGAUAUUACUGCCGAUUUGGAGAUGCAUUCAGUAGUAUCAUCUGUGAGGAUCAACAGAGUCUCUUUGUUGGGAGUGUUGGGCGUGUGUUCGUGCUUGUAUGGCGUGAGGGCUGACACCACUAGACCCAUCAUAGGUAUUGUAAGUGAGAAGAGCUACUCCAGUGAGGAUUCCUACAUUGCUGCUUCUUAUGUCAAGUUCAUAGAGUCUGCCGGUGGACGCGUUGCUCCCAUACUUAGCAGCUCAACUGAUGAGGAGAUCAACUCUCUAUUCAGCUCAAUAAACGGGGUCCUCUUCCCAGGAGGUGGUGUCAGCCUCAAUAGCUCUGGCUAUGGGCACGUUGGCAGUGUGGUGCUGCAACUAGCCAUGAAGGCGAAUGAUGCCAAGGAUUAUUUCCCAGUGUGGGGGACUUGUCUUGGCUUUGAGCUCCUCUGUCAUCUAGUAGCUGACAAGGGCACUAAUGUCCUGAGCAGAGUCGAUGCUACCAACCUACCACUCCCACUAUCAUUCACUGAUGACGCUGCGAGUAGUCGUAUAUUUUCCUACCUCACACCAAAACUGCUGACUCAGCUAUCCUCUCAGAGCAUCACCUUCAAUAGUCAUAGCUGGGGUGUUGCCACGGAGAUGUUCCAGAGCUCACACCUACACACUUUCUUCAAGAUGCUCUCCACCAAUAAGGACAGGAAUGGCGUUGACUUUGUCUCCACUAUAGAAUCUUAUGACUACCCGUUUUAUGGUGUUCAAUGGCAUCCAGAGAAGAAUGGGUUUGAGUGGACCCCCCACGAGGAUAUACCCCACACAGAGCCUGCGGUGGCCGUCAUGCAGGGUCUGGCCAACUUCUUUGUCCAGGAAGCACGCAAGAGCUCUCACAGCUUUCCUAGUGCCUCGGCUGAAGAGGCUGCUCUCAUAUAUCAGCACACCCCCACAUACACUGGAGACCACUCUAACUUCACACAAAUAUACACAUUCAAACACUAACUAACACUGUGCACGCAUAGUUUUAUAUUAAUCAAUGAUUACUGUGUUUAUGUGUUUUGUGUACACUUGUUUGCAGUACAAAUGGGUUAUAAUUGACACACAAAACAUAAUUAAAAAAUUUGUUAUAAUAAUAA